Megalops cyprinoides (Indo-Pacific tarpon) is the source of this 1964-nucleotide messenger RNA. RefSeq names its product peroxisomal N(1)-acetyl-spermine/spermidine oxidase (gene paox). Gene Ontology annotation, molecular function: polyamine oxidase activity. The transcript has 7 exons. The coding region runs from base 90 to 1622 and encodes 510 amino acids. Lineage: Eukaryota; Metazoa; Chordata; Actinopteri; Elopiformes; Megalopidae. The record is from RefSeq and is a predicted model, not a curated record.
UGUAGAUCGUUUUAAGUAACGUCACAUCCUUCCUUUCCAGUUAGCUUGCUGACUAGCAAAGUUUUGUUCUCUAUGUGACAAAAAAAGUCAUGGCAUUUCUUCAGGGUUUGGACUCGCAUAUCGUUAUUGUUGGAUGCGGCAUUUCGGGCAUUGGAGCCGCUCAGAAACUAAUAAGUCAUGGUUUUCAUAACGUGCGUAUAAUUGAAGCAACCGGCCGAAGCGGUGGAAGAAUACGAACAGGCUCGUUGGGGGACAAGAUCGUGGAGAUUGGCGCCAACUGGAUCCACGGUCCAUCCCAGGAGAACCCAGUGUUCCGCCUUGCCUGCCAGUACAACCUGCUGGAUGAGAAGUCCAUGACGGAAGAGAACCAGUCCGUGGACAUUGGCGGCCACCCGCCCUUUGUGCCCAACUUGUUCUCCAGCUCAGGGAAGAGGCUGAGCCCCGAGCUGGCGGGGCCCGCCUCCGCACUCUUUACGGGCCUUCUGCAGGAGUGUCAGGAGUUCCACACAAGCGGGCAGGAGCCUGUGCCCAGCGUGGGGCAGUACGUCAAGCAGGAGGCACCCCACCGCGCAGCGGAGGAGUGGCGGGACGAGCCGGCGGACACCAGGGCGCUCCAGCUGGCCAUGAUGAGCACACUGCUGAAGCUGGAGUGCUCCAUCAGCGGGACCCACACCAUGGAUGACGUGGGCCUGGGGGCAUUUGGCAUGUACAAGACCCUGCCGGGCCUGGACUGCACCUUCCCUGGGGGGUAUGAAGGCUUAAUCCACUGCAUGAUGAAAGAACUGCCAAAGGACAUUGUGUCCUAUAACAAGCCAGUGAAAUGCAUCCACUGGAAUGGCUCCGUCGAAAGAAGCAGUCCCUCAGGCAGGACCUUUCCCGUCCUGGUGGAGUGCGAGAGCGGAGAAACGUUCCCGGCGGACCAUGUCAUCGUCACUGUCCCACUGGGCUACCUGAAGAAGCACCAGGAAACGCUCUUGAGCCCACCGCUUCCCCUCAACAAAGUGCACUCCAUACAGCGGAUGGGCUUCGGAACCAACAACAAGAUCUUUAUGGAGUUCAAUGAACCUUUCUGGGACCCGGACUGUGAGACCAUCUUCUUCGUGUGGGAGGAUGAGACGGACCUGGUGGACGUGGUGCCCGAUGUGCAGACGUCCUGGAUUAAGAAACUGUUUGGGUUCACUGUGCUCAAGCCAACUGAGAGGUAUGGUCACUUGUUAUGUGGCUGGAUCGCUGGCCAUGAAUCUGAAUACAUGGAGUCUCUCUCUGAGGCAGAAGUGCAGCAAUCAAUUACUCAGCUUAUCCGCAGGUUCACAGGAAAUCCCACCAUCACCCCAAAGCGGAUUUUGCGCUCUCAGUGGUAUCAUGACCCCUACACCUACGGCUCGUACACGUAUGUGGCAAAGGGAUGCUCAGGGUACGACAUUGACAUCCUGGCAGAGCCACUACCUCUGAAGGGAUCGAAUACAAAGCCAUUGCAGGUCUUGUUCGCUGGGGAGGCCACAAACCAGUCCUUUUUCUCCACGGUUCACGGGGCCCUGCUGUCCGGCUGGAGGGAAGCAGAAAGGCUCAUUUCACAUUACACUCCCUCCUCUUACUCAGUGUCUCUUAGCUCCAAGCUGUGAGCAAAGGAUGUUGUUUUAAAAAGGCAUCUAGGGUGGUACAAUGACAACAGAGAACCCAGGGAAAAUAGUCAGUUGGACGUAUCCAGGUUUUAAUGAAAAUAAAAGAUAAAAAAAAGUAAGUAGUAAGGGUCAUUUACCUGGUGUGUGUUUACUACAUCCAACUAAAUGUUUCCCCUGAUGUUCAAAAGCUCACUGACUUUGAUUGGAAAAUGCUAAAUGAAAUUCAAGCUUGAAGUACAUACUGAAUGACAAUUGUGAGAAACCACUGAUCACUUGUUGGAGAUCAGCUCUCAGUGCCCAUUCAGAGGUUUCAGAAAGUGUCCUUCCUCUGAAGUAUUCAAA